ACACGAAGAGUUAAGAGUUAAAAGUUUCCUCCUAAUCAAAGUCAAGUAUUUUGUCAAGAGCUGUCCUCCAACGUUGACAUGAUGUCCCAGCGUGCAGCCUUGAGCAGCCUGUUCAGUGAUGAUCCUUUCUUCAGCCAGGAGAGGCUGCUGUGGCCGCUACGUCGCGAGUCCCUUCCCUCACUGCAACAAGACUUCUUCAACCAAAGAGCCAAGCUGGUCGACAGUCUCCUGAGGGAGCUCCACGAUGGGCCCCACCUGCUCAAACUUCACCAGUUCCCUCUUGUUUCUUCCACUUUGUCGAGGCUGAGUGAUGGUAAAGAACAGCAGAGAGAAACUCCCAGCAUAGAGUUGCACAAGGAAGCUCAGCAGGCCACAGAAAACAGCGGCGACCUCCUAGUGACCCUUGACGCUCGAGGUUACGCUCCCAGUGACAUCACUGUCAAACUGGAUGGGAGGAGUCUGGCAGUGGUGGCCAUGAAGCAGGCUGGAGCAGAAGAAAGCCAGUCCUGCUCCUCCUCCUCUUCCUGCGCCUCCUUCUGCUCCUCAGCCUCUUCUCAGAUGGGAUUUGCACAGAGGAUCGAACUGCCUGCUCACCUUGACCUGUCCGGCCUCUCCUGUUCACUGAUGGAUGACGGACAGCUACGUAUCCACGCCCCCGUGGCAAAGCAGCCAAUCAGUGAAGAAUGUCAGGUGCCCAUUCGGUUCAGGACAUCACUUGAAUUUCCCAUUUCAAAGGACAAGACAGACGAGGAACACACAGACUAAUGCACUCAUGACACACAGGCCACACAACAUGAAAACACAUUUUAUGACUUAAUACCAACCAUGUUUUCAUAACCACCCACA
Messenger RNA from Scatophagus argus, 846 nucleotides. RefSeq lists its product as uncharacterized. Gene Ontology annotation, biological process: protein refolding; response to heat. NCBI's taxonomy places the organism in Eukaryota, Metazoa, Chordata, Actinopteri, Scatophagidae. Gene Ontology annotation, molecular function: protein folding chaperone. The transcript is spliced from 2 exons. The record is from RefSeq and is a predicted model, not a curated record. The coding region runs from base 79 to 765 and encodes 228 amino acids.